This is a messenger RNA of Sabethes cyaneus, 1355 nucleotides long. Its product is annotated as beta-1,3-glucan-binding protein-like. The record is from RefSeq and is a predicted model, not a curated record. Gene Ontology annotation, molecular function: hydrolase activity, hydrolyzing O-glycosyl compounds. The transcript has 3 exons. Bases 73 to 1308 code for a protein of 411 amino acids. Gene Ontology annotation, biological process: carbohydrate metabolic process. Lineage: Eukaryota; Metazoa; Arthropoda; Insecta; Diptera; Culicidae.
GCGAAACAAACCGACGAUCGGUUCGGUUGCAGUGCCGGUCACUCGAUAGUUAGUGUAUAGUUCGAUCUAGACAUGAUGAUCGCAGCCACCGGAACGUCGUUGGCACUGAUAGUGGCGGCACUACUGAUAAGCGCGGCACGCAUCAUCGUUUGUCAGCCUACCGAGGAUGGCAUUGGCCACAGGUGGGGCGGCAGUGAGUCACUGAUAGGACGCGAUCGCCAAAAGUGUGUCAGGUCUCCAACUACCGCCAGUGGCAGCGCGAUCCAGCGUGGCCGCAAGUUCUGCAGCGGCGAACUGAUCUUCGAAGACAAUUUCGAUUUCUUCGAUUUUGAAAUCUGGGAGCACGAGAACACACUGGCCGGUGGUGGGAACUGGGAGUUUCAGUGGUAUACCAACAAUCGGUCCAAUUCAUUUGUCGAGGAUGGCGUCCUAUACAUAAGGCCUACGCUAACGGCGAACGAGUAUGGAGAGGAAUUUCUAAGCUCGGGUACGAUCAGUUUAUGGGGUAAUCGACCUGUAGAGCAAUGCACGAACCCAGCUUUCUACGGCUGUGAACGACGGGGAACGGAAAUGAAUAUUCUAAAUCCGGUCAAAAGCGCGCGCGUAAGAACGCUUCAGUCGUUCAAUUUCAAGUACGGUCGAGCGGAGGUUCGGGCAAAGCUACCUUCCGGAGAUUGGCUUUGGCCAGCCAUUUGGUUACUUCCGAAGCGGAACGCAUACGGAACGUGGCCAGCAUCGGGUGAAAUCGAUUUGAUGGAGUCGCGUGGUAAUGAGAAUCUUACGGUAAAUGGUACUCCAAUAGGAACGCAGCAGGUUGGCCAUACGCUGCAUUUCGGACCAAAUCCGUCGAACAAUGGCUGGAAUACGGCUAGUUUGGCAAAAAACUCACCACCCGAAGAAGCGUACAGCAAGAACUUUAACAUCUUUGGGUUUACUUGGAGUCCUGACAACAUUACCGUUAGCAUUAAUGGAGAGCAAACGGUGAUUUUUGAAGCAGGAGAUGGCUUUUGGAAGCGGGCAGGUUUUGAUAAGCGCAACUUGGAGAAUCCUUGGCGGUAUGGUAGCAAAAUGGCUCCAUUUGAUCAGGAGUUUCAUUUUAUUCUAAAUCUGGCGGUCGGUGGAGUGAAUGGAUACUUUCCCGAUAAUGCGGAAAAUCCGGGCGGUAAGCCAUGGCUCAAUAGUUCGCCUAAAGCGGCAACCGACUUCUGGGAUGGACGUGAAAGUUGGCUGCCGACAUGGAAUCUAGAUAAAAAUGAUGGCAAAGAUGCUGCACUUCAGAUUGAUUAUGUUAAAGUGUGGGCUUUGUGAUAAAUUUUGCUGAUAGAUAAAUAUAGUUAUUUUUCUAAUGUGAACAA